AUGGCUGAAGUCAGCUCAUUGAAUAUUUGGCCAGAAAUAGAAAAGGCAGAAAAUGAGAACAGGCGUGAGCUGGUUCUUCAGGGUUCAGCGGUUCACAAAAAGAUCCAGAGCAGCGGCGGAUUUCACGCGCGACUUUAUUCCCUCUCGCUCCUAAACUACCUGGAGAUCAGUCAAUAUUUUAAAGGGAACAAGUUGAAGGACAAGAGGCUUGAGAAGAUGGUGAAUGGCUGCCAGACUAAAUCAGUCCUAGACUACCUGAGGGCAGGUGGGAGGGAGAAAGGGAAAGGCAAGCAGCAGGAUGGAGAGGUGAGCGAGAAGCUUGAUGGAGUCAGGAACAUCUCAAAGAAGAAAAGCGGUGCAAAGCAGAAAGGCAGAAAAGAGGCAGAGGAAGUGGAUGAGCUUAAAAGGAUGGUUGUCAGAGUUCUGCAUGUAUCCAAAGCACCCUCCGCUGUGACAGUCAAAGUCUCUGCAGGCGUCAAGGAUGUUCGGCCAUACAUUGUGUGCUGCAUUGUAAAAGGCAUGAACCUCAGACAAGGAAAUGCACUCAAGCGAUUCUUAGUUGCUCAGACCAAACUUCACGAUGAGAUUUGUGCCAAAAGAACAACAGCAACCAUUGCAACUCAUGACCUUGGCUUGCUGAAGGCUCCUCUGUUGUAUGACGCCAGGCCACCAGAUACACUGAAGAUAGCUCCUCUGGGUCGUAAGGAGAUGAAGGCAACUGAACUUCUGAAGAUGCUUCAGGAGGAAGCAGAUGAACAGAGAAAACAGAAAAAGAGACAAAACGUUUCAGGACUCCAUAAAUCCCUUCAACUCCUUGAUGGGAAAGAUCUUUACCCCUGCUUGAUUGACUCAGAGGAUCAUGUGGUCUCAUUCCCACCAAUCACGAACAGCGAGAGGACAAAGAUAAAGAGGUCCACACAAGAGCUGUUUUUAGAGGUGACGAGCUCCAGCAGUCUGCAGAUCUGUAAAGAUGUCAUGGACGCACUGAUAAUAAAAAUGGCAGAGCUUAAUAAAUUAGCCUUUGAUGCAAAGGAGGAUGUGGGUUCAGAUGAAGAGAUGGAUGUGAUUUCAGAUCGUCCUGCAGAGGACCUAACCUCCUCGGAGCUGACCGUACUACAAGUGAAGGUCGUGGACAUAGAUGGAAACCUUAAAGUGGUUUACCCAUCAAAAACUGACCUGAUGUCCGACGUCAGCAAUCUAACUGCCGUCCGAUAACAAAAUUCAGCUGUUGGUUUUCUUUCUAAUUUUGGAAUUAAUUUACCCCACUCUCCAUAUAGUUUUCUCUCUCAUCAAAUUAAAACUGCUAUUAAUUUAAAAGUUGGAUUCAAUGGUUCUCAUUUACACUCCUGUCUUUUGUAUAAAAGUUUGUUUCCACCUCAGUGUACAGAUUUACACUUCUAAUAUAAUUAAUGUUGUUGAAGUUACUUUG
Carassius auratus (goldfish) is the source of this 1429-nucleotide messenger RNA. Its product is annotated as leucine-rich repeat-containing protein 47-like. The transcript has 7 exons. Gene Ontology annotation, molecular function: RNA binding; phenylalanine-tRNA ligase activity. Lineage: Eukaryota; Metazoa; Chordata; Actinopteri; Cypriniformes; Cyprinidae. The record is from RefSeq and is a predicted model, not a curated record. Gene Ontology annotation, biological process: phenylalanyl-tRNA aminoacylation. The coding region runs from base 1 to 1215 and encodes 404 amino acids.